This is a messenger RNA of Adineta steineri, 273 nucleotides long. NCBI's taxonomy places the organism in Eukaryota, Metazoa, Rotifera, Eurotatoria, Adinetida, Adinetidae. The record is from the annotation of a GenBank genome assembly.
AUGGGUUUAUUAAUAAAUUCAGCAACACUUUCAGUGUUUCUUUUGGCUUUUGUUAACUGUGUCGCAGCCGAGGUUUAUUAUGUUGGACCUACAAUCGGUGGUAUUGUUGGUUUGAUUAUUCUGAUUGUGGAUAUUAUUGCUGCUGUAGAAAUUUUACGUUCAGGAAAACCACUUGUUGAAAAAAUUCUUUGGAUUUUAUUUAUCUUCUUCUUUCCUAUUAUUGGAUUGGUUGUUUAUUUACUUUGUGGUCGUGCUCGAUCUACCGGCAUUUAA